GCCCUCCAAAGAAAUAUGACCUCGCGGUUAGAAAGUGGAAGAAAAACUUUUUCCAAAACUUUGGCAAAAGGUUUACCUGGGACGCAAUCGAAGCGCCCUCUGGACCACACUUAUCCGGUGACUCUUCAUUUCGGCAGAAGAUUGCCACCAAGCAUGCAUCGACUCACAUUGCUCUUCCUCAUCUUGGGAUUCCUACCUACAAUAUAUGCCGCGGCCGUCUUCGAGUUUCCCGACCUUACCCGUCGCCUUCCAGAAAGAACGACGACACCCGGCUGUGCAUAUAAAGGCGAGCGUUAUGCCCACGGCGAACAGGUGGCAACGACAGAGCCUUGUUUGAACUGUACUUGCAUCCGUGCUGUAGUCGUCUGCUAUUUGAGAGUGUGCCCUUCAGCAUCAGCCCCACCCCCAGGAUGUUUCUUAGCCAGGGAGCCUGGACAGUGCUGUCCAACCCUGGUGUGUGGUGGUGAUGAAAAGCCAAAACCAAAUGAAGGAAGCUCUGCUCCUGAUCUUAGACCUACAUUCCAACCAGAAUCUGCAAAAGACGAGGAAACGACUUCAGAAUCGACAACAACAACUUCCAGGACGACAACGGAAGAGAAUAGUUUGAUGUUUGUCUCUUCGACCCAACCAGACGAUGAUAUCCCAUUUCUCAAUGACAUUCCUGGGGGUUGCUUAGUGAAUGGGACAUUAUACGGCGAUGGAUCAGCAAUGCUGUCCAGUUCAUUCUGCGAAUAUUGUUUUUGCAUUAGAGGAAAAUCUACAUGUCUGAAGCCAAAAUGUGAUCUAGUCAUUGAAGGAUGCACUCCUCACUAUGAUUCGCACUUUUCCUGUUGUCCUUCCAGAUAUGACUGUUAUCAAAAAACUACGGACAAGGACCUUAAUGAAAUUACUGAAGCAACAUCUACAACAACGACUACUACUCUGGAAGUCACAAAAUUUUCAGGUGAUUAUGGAACCUGUAUAGUGGAUGGACUCAUUUAUAAUCAAGGUCAAGUUGUACCAAACUAUCGAUUGUGUCACAACUGUUACUGUUCGGAUGGAGCAACCAUUUGUGAUAAAAUUAAAUGCGCUCCUGCAUUAGCUGGCUGCCAACCCAUUAUACCAGAGGGUCAUUGUUGCCCGGUUUCUUACAAAUGUGAUUUCCAAGCGGAUACAGGAAAUUACAACAUAAAAGUAGCAAAAUUAAAUGAUAGUCAUGCUGAAGUUGAGCCGAAAAAAACAGUAAAACAAUCAGAUUAUUUUAAGAACAAUCAUGGUCCAAAUCUAGAACCGAGACCAAAAAAUCCACAUCUUAUCAACGAUUUAACAGAUUUCUUCCAUAAUUUUGUACCUGUGCAUAGAAGAUUAGAAGAUGUUGCAGAACUGUACCAUUCUCCAGAAGGAAGCUUUAAUUCAACCGAUAUUUUUUCAAAGAACAACACAGAAUAUCAAAUCGCAAUAGGGGAAACUGCAACUUCAUCUCCGAGGGAAAAUGAUAAAACAUUAGUAUUGGACAUAUUAAAAUCGGAAACAGAAACGCCACUGAAUGUUCAAAAUGAAAAUGAUCUGAAAAACACUUCCAUUUCAUCUUCAUCUCCCAGAGAAAAUGAUAAAACAUUAGUAUUGGACAUAUUAAAAUCAGAAAUAGAAACAACUCCACUGGAUGCUCAGAAUGAAAAUGAUCUGAAAAACACUUCCAUUUCAUCAACAGUAAGUAAUACUGUAUCAGUUGGUCCACCUGAAGUGCAAACCAUAUCAAUUCAAGAACUAUUUGAACAUCGACUUUCAAGCAUCGCCAAUAUUUCAAAGCAAACAACUGAUUCUGAUCUUGAACCACAAAGAAAUAAUUCCAAGCAAUCAAUAAGCAUAGUUGAUAUAUCAGAUACUGAAACAACUCUAACACACUUUUAUAAUACAAAAGAAACAACUGAUACGGCAAUUAGAAAUUUAGCCACAAAUGCGACUGAAAAUAUGCCAGAAUCUACCACACUAGCACCUCAAGACGCAGUUAUACAUCAAGAAACUACGGGAAAUAUUGCCGCGGUUACUUCUCCAGCGUAUAAAAAUUUAGAUUCUACGCUGAUACACACAACGCUUAAUUUUGCCGAAGAUGAAGAAAUUUCUGAUAAAUACGGUUCUACGCCAUUUAUCAUAACAGGAACAAAAAGAAAUCGAACUUAUACAAAAGCAUCAAGUACUGAUAGUCUUGACUGGUUUUCCUCAGACUAUCACUCAACUAACUAUGAUAGUACUUUUUCUGAAGGAAAUACUUUUUCCCAGACCAGCACAAGACAAACCACAAAAUUACCUAGUCGCAUCAACAGCAAGUUACCGUCUUCUUACAAUGGCAAUGAUUCGGUCUUACAUUCCAAUACUCCUUUGGUUGAAGACUCACUAAUUAAUCUGUAUCUACCAGCUGAAGGAAGAGAUGGAGAUUUGAAUGAUUUUACUAACGUUGGAACUAUACAUUUAGGAGCUCCUUUAUCAGUUGAAGCUACGGAGUUACGAAGAGACUCCUCAAGUUUGAGAAAUAAAUUAACUGAAAGUGGAGGAGUAAUUUUCAUGGAUCCAAAAUAUACAGAUAUUAAUCCUAACUUACCUACAGAAAUUCCCUCGAAAUCUACAGAAAUAAACUCAAAACAAGAUGAAUCCUCUUCCACAUCCAUUGAAAGAAGCCCUAUAACACCAAUCGAGAAAUCAGAUAAUCAUGUUAAUGAUCGAAAGAAGGGUCCAAGGAUACAAGAUGCAUUUAAUCAAACAAACCCAGGCCAAGAUUACAAAAUAAUUCCUUUCGUAGCAGAAGAUGCUAUUCGUGGAAAAUUUGGCAAAAUUAAUAAUACAUUCCAUGUGCUUUCCGAUACAACUCAAUCAGCUCCAGAUAUGGUAUCGGACUUUUGCUUCAUCAAAGGACGUAUUUUCAUGAAUGGUGAAAUGAUUCCAAAAGUAGAUCCUUGUGAGUUGUGCCGUUGCUUUUAUGGUCAAGAGCUUUGUCAGUUACAAAGAUGUCCAACGCCACCUCCUAACUGCGUGCCUGAAAAGUUACCAGCUUUUUGCUGUCCUCGUUAUACUUGUGCUGGAAAUAGUUCAACAUUUAAAGAGCAAUCUCCUCCGUCUCAAAGGAUAACAAUUAAUGGACCAGGAAGUUCACAGUUUCUUCAUCCACUUAUAAACCGUGAGGCAAUUGGAAUUCUACCUUCAGACAAACCUAAAAUGACCAGUCAAAAGACUGAGGAGACCAAAUUUGGAAUUCGUGUCCGUCUACGACCAACCACGCCGAUUCCAAUUGCAUCGACCCAUGAACCAACAGCAGCAACACAGCAGUCUACAACUCCAACUAAAAAGCCAGAGUUGAUACGAACACCAACAAAACCUACAAGUGAAGUCAAAAUAAUUACAACAAGCAAGAGACCAGACCUUAUAAGAACUCCUGCAGCCAUUCAGCAUAGCAGAAUAUCCACUACGAAAGAACCAGGAAUAACUCAGUCAACACAAAAAGUUCCUAAUGCUCCUUUUGACCCUUGGGGUUUAUUAAAAGUUUCAGGUUGUAACAUUUAUGGAAAGUUCUUCAACAUCAAUGAUCAAGUUGAAAUUUUGAGCGGCCCAUGCAGCCACUGCAUUUGUACUACUAAUGGAGUGGAAUGUAAUGAUAUCUGUUGACUUUUCUGAAAAUGAAGCAAGGCGGGGGGCAAACUAUUGUUUGAACUGAACAAUCAUUACUCCUCAAAAUGUUUAACUCGGACGAUUAUUGAUAAUGUCUACUCUCAUUUGUAAAUUCUUAUCACUUUUUCUUAUCACAUAAUAUCACAAAAUAGACAAAGAAUUUACACUGGGUAAUGAUAAUUUCAUGCAGCUCUUUCAUUUAUAUGAGAUGAGCAUAACUUAUUCAUCUUAUAAAUCAUUGUGAAUAUUUUUAUGUAUUUUCACACAUUUUAUGUCCUCAUAUUGUAUAUAAUU
Molecule: messenger RNA, 3933 nt
Organism: Argiope bruennichi
Lineage: Eukaryota; Metazoa; Arthropoda; Arachnida; Araneae; Araneidae
Exons: 12
Coding region: 16-3636 (1206 amino acids)
Molecular function (GO): protein binding
Source: RefSeq, a predicted model, not a curated record